This is a messenger RNA of Xyrichtys novacula (pearly razorfish), 5751 nucleotides long. NCBI's taxonomy places the organism in Eukaryota, Metazoa, Chordata, Actinopteri, Labriformes, Labridae. The record is from the annotation of a GenBank genome assembly.
CGGAAACUGUAAACCACCCGCCUUAAGUUUGAAACCGUUUUAAGAUGGCAGCGAGAGAAAACUUGAUUAAACAUCAAAUAAAGCCUAUAAACGCCACAUUUGACGCUUCCAAUGUAGAUUCUAGCGCCGUGGAGGAGAAGCUAUUCGGCCGGGUGGAAGAGGAGGAAGGGGACGACGGACCUGUGGUGUUCAUCUGCGGGAAGUGCAAGCUACCUGUUGGGGAUUCACUGUCGUGGGAUGGGAGUGAAGAUGGGGAAAACCAAGUUAGACUGAGCCGUGAGUUCUUUUUGUGCACUUUCUGACUAGUCAGAGAGAAGAUAACUCCUUCAACAACGUCAAUAAUGCCACUAACAGUUUUCUGUAACCUGUGAUAAUAUACUGUAGCAGAUUUGGUUGGACCCUCUCUGUUUAUGUUACUAUUGAGCACUGUGGCUGUUAGAGGUUUUCAUUACACAGCAAAGACAUUGGUUGAAUCGUUUAUAUUCAAUUUAGGACAUUAAGAAAAUACGGCUUUUAAAUUACAUAAUGAAUACAUAAAAGCUGACAUGUUUGUGAUGUUUUUGGUCUUAGGGGUCACUGAAAAUGUUGUUGUUGGGAAAGAGAAUCGCCUGCAUGAAGUUGGAAAACGAGCUACCUGGUAUGAAGACUCUGCAUGCAGUAGAAAAUGAAGUAUUCAAGUCUAUUUCUAUAAAGAAAAGUGCCACAUGACAGUUAUUUUUGUACAUAUUCUCAUUUCAGACAAGCUCAUCUAAUUUUUUUAAUUAUUUCUCUCUGCAGUCUAGUCGUGGAUCUUGUCUGUCGAGGAUGUCGCUCUGCUCUUGGCAUGGUUUAUUCAUCCACGCCAAAGAACCUGGACCACAAGAGAUUCACCUUCUGUUUUAACGUAGCAGACAUUGACAGGUGUGUGUACAGCCUGGAUUAUUAGUUAGGGGGGAGCAAUAUAGCCAACAACACAUUAUUAUUCGGGGUUUUGAUGGCAGGAUCGCAGUCUGACUCACACCAUUCGUUUUCAUUUUUAUUUUAAAGACUGUUUUGCAAGUAGCCAGUUCAACUAGGUUAGCUGUGCUAUUAGGAAAUACCUUACUUGUCAGGUUUAAUCUGUGUGCACAUUUUGGGCAACCUGUGCCAAGUACAAUGCAUGAAACAAGAAUGUUGACGUGGAUAAGACUUCCAAGUACAACAAAGAUUUAAAGUGCACUCUUACGAAAGAACAGCUCACCUAUUUACUUAAAGGUGAUGUGUAAAGUUCCCAUACAGACAGAAUUUGCUGUAGUUGUUUCAGAAAAUCAUCAUUUUUUUAUGAUUCAUGUCUGAAAAGUAAGCAAUUUUAAGCCCAUCCUGACCAAAUUUUAAAUGAUCUAAAGUAGAUUUUUUUAAACGACUGACAGGAUAUAGUUUGUGAACCUCUUUAGUAUGAUUUCUUUCCAUUUUUCAAACAGUGAGAAUGAGACCUUCUGUGUUUACUGUCCUUGUAGCACAUAAUGUGUAAUCUUACAUCAAGGGACACAGGCUCUGCUGCUCUCUUUUGAUUAGCAUAUACACUGCUUCCCACAACACACUGAGAACUUACAAAAUAAAUAAAUAAUUGCUGUCACACUCGGCCUGCACAGCUGGAUUUUUCAGGGGAUACACUCACUUUGGUGAAACUGUAAUUUGUUAAGACUCUAAGAGGAAGUGUAGAGGUCAAAACAUGUCUGCGUAAUUUGAUGAAAUAUUGCACACCUACAAUGUUACUCAGACAAGAAAAAAAGAAAAACUGCAUGUGCAUUUUCCCUGGAGGCAGCAUGUUGUUUGCCAUGGACAUUAAAUCCCAUUGACAUUGUCUGCUCAUUGUGUUUAUAUAUUUGGCAUUAGAGUAUGAAAGACACAUUAAGAAAUUACGUGUACAAUUUAAUGGCAUGGUGGCAAAACUUGUAUCAAAAUUUAUUAUUUUUUACAGCAUAUGUUUAUUAUAUGUUGCCCUCAUAUCUGCAUAAAGCAUCCUCUUAUCCCUGUGUGAUUUUCUCCAGUUAUGUCCUGGGCUCUGCGAAACAGCAGUUGACAGCAGAGGGCCCCAAAGAGCAGCUAGUCACUAUGGAGUACAAGGGCAAUGUGGAACAAAAGCUGACAGAGGUAAUUUAUUACUGCUGCUUUUCUUUGUCCCUUUUCUCUCAUAGUGUGUUACUGUGAGAUUAAACAAAGGUUUCCUCUGUGCAAAAUGAAUUCUCUACAGUUCAUUGCAAAGUGUAACCAUGACUCUACCUCCACAUACAGGUAUGAAGUUCACAUUUGCAUUUUAAGGAGUUAUUUAGAAACAUUUUUUUUAUAAAAGUCUAGAUCUAUCCAGCACAUUUUAUGCUGUAGCAGAGUGUUCUCUGUGCUGUGUUGUCUUGCUCACAGUGCUCUCACAGUGCGUCAGAGCAGCUCUCGCUCAUUGAUUACCAAUGCACAGGUUGUUCUUGUGAUGACAUCAGCUCAGUGCUGGGAAGCCCUUUCUCCUGUGACCGUCAGACGUUUGUAUCAGACAUUACCUCAUCUCUCUUUUUUGUACCCUUCAGGUUUAUUCAUUUUUAAUUCCUUUCAGCCCAUAUGAAACUUGAAAAGUGUGUCAUCUUUAAAUUGUAGUCGUAAAAUUCAAAACAGUUAUGCAAUUUUUUCCACAACUUUAUGAUUCAUUUGAUUUACUGCUUGUCAGAUUUAUGUUUAAAAGGUAUUUUAAAAAAAACGUGGGUAUUUUCACAUCACUUGAACCCAUCAGUGAUGCCAAAAGUUCUUAAUCACCCUUUGUUUGAAAAUCCAUUAAGUACACCAAUUGGACAGUAGGUGGUGCUAGUGCGCAGGAGCACCUGCAACCCUCCCACACUCUUGCACCGAGGACAAUAGCUGUGAUUGGAGCAUGUUCAGGAAUCUUUGUGUGGGGAAAACAUGUUUUGAUCAUAAAGUGUCUUUGUCACUGUAUUUGGGUGAGUCUAUGGCAUUCAGUUUUACUUGGCAAUGAUCCAUAAAUGGGCUGCAGGUGACACUUUGAUCCAUUGCCUAACUAUGCAACUGUAUAUUCCAGAAACACAUUGUCCCACCUAAAUGAGACAAAACAAGAACAUUGAGUGAGCAAAAGAACAUUGAGUGUACUUCUGGGUCAUUAUGGAGAGUUCAUAUCAGUUUGUAUGUACAUUUUGUACCAUGCCACCAUUGUUUUUAUAACUUGGCACCUAUCCAAGUAACAGGAAAGACAUCUCGUGCUGACAGGUAAUUAUAUGUACCCUUGUGCUUUAUAUAUAUGACCUACUAAACCAGCAACUUAAAUAAACUCUUAGGUUCAGCUCAGGAACUCAAGCUCACAUUUCUAUUGUAAUUUAGUUGCUUCACUCUUCUGGGAAAGAAAGGCUGUGUAAGGACAUAACAUUAUAAAAAAUCAGGCUUACCUCAUAUUGGUUAAUAUGUAGGUUAACACAUAAAUCCACCUCAGCUGUUUCAGUGUCAAUCCUCGUUUUUGAAGAUUAAUCUAAUUUUAGCUGCACACUGAUUGUAUCAAUUGUAGGUGGCUGAGCAGUAUCCAUCAGUCAUUGAUGUAUAGUGAUUGGCCCAUUGUAUCAAGAUGAUAACAGAAUGAUGAGUGAGUCGAGAUUUAAAUGUUCUUUAUUGUAUGUCUGUUGGCAUUAUUAAGUGAAAGCUUCUGCUUUAAUAUCUUUCCAUCAGCUCUGCAGGCCCAAAGCUGUUUUCCUAUUUUACUAUAGUAUCAUUUUGUCUCACAAAAUCAGGGCAGCAACAGUUGCCAGGAUGCUACUGGCAACAUUUGAGAGGAAUUUGCUGCCAGUUCUCAACAACAAAAUGUCUACAGCAAAAAGAAAUGUGAUGAAAAUGUUUGCUUUCUCAGUGGGAAGGCCUAGAUGUACCAGUGACUAGUGGUUUGUUUUUCUUUGGGAGCUUUGAAAUAUUUCUAUUGUAAUAACUAUAUAUGAUUAGAUCUUAGUGAUUCAAAUAUGGAGUGAGAAAGUAUAGCAACCGGUUUUUCUGGAUUGUAGCUCGUUGUCAAAGUGCCUGUCACCUCGACCACUUUAACAGUGAAGGUUUAGCUCAGCAGUUCAACUGCACAGCCCAUAUACAAAGGUUUGGCCAAAGUGCCAAACUUGAAAAAAAGGGGAAAAAAAAGAAAAGUUAGUCUUGGAUACAUCAUAAUAUUUAACAUUAUCUUUUAACUAUAUGUGAAUCUUUUUAAAAUCUAAAGCUUACCUGAAUCAAAACACUUUUUAACUUUUUAUGUGGAUUGAGGCAGAUGACUGAUCACCUAUGAGUCUGGUACUGCCUUGUUAAGAUUUCAGGAUGCUUCUGAUACCUUUUUAAGAGUAAGGUUAUUUACUGACAGUUUUUAAGAUGUGUGAAUAAUAAGGAAUAUACUUGUUGAUUUAAUGCAGUGAGAUAAUGAAUUUUAAGUGCAUUCUGACUUAUUGUCUGAGAUGAAAAAUUCCUCAAAGUAGUGCAGCUGAAGUUGUUGUUUCCUGUUACUAUAACUCAGGAGUCAUCACCUGUAUUAAAAUUUUAUGUGAUACUCUGUCUGGCACUUAAGAGGUGCCCUUGUCCUCAGCUUUACUGGAUCUGACGGAGGUACUCGUCACCCCGCCGCCAUCCUUAAUGUAUUCUGUCUGUCUGUCUGAAUGUCUGACUGACUGGUAGACACUUGUUUGGGUUUUUUUGUCUUGUACACUCACUGACCUGUCUACCCCACCCCUCCCUCCCCCACUCUCUCCCCACUUCAUACCCAUCCAUCCCUGACCACUUCCCCUUUGGGUUUCAUCGUUCUCCCUCUCUUUCCUCCCUCCCUUUUUUCCAAUUAUGUGUACCCCUCCUUUCUUUCCUCCUCACUGCUUCCUGCUGCUCCCUUCAUUUCCCACCUGUCCAUUUUCUACUUCCCUGUUUCUGCUUCUUCGUACGAACCCUUUUCCAAUCCUCACUUUUCUGUACUGCUGUUCAUCUUCUCAUCCUCACCGUGACCUCCCCUCCCCUAUCCUCCCUCCCUCCUUAGAUGAAAAUGCUGGUGUUGUCCAUGGCGCAGAGGCUGGAGGAGAUCGAACUCGGCCUUCAGGAGGGAUGUGAGGAGGUGUGACAGUGAUGGGUGUCAGCUCGUCAGGGUGGGUGCUGCAUCCAGGUGUUGAACAGAAGGGUUUAAUAUCCUCUGUCUGUGUUUCUACCUUUACCUUAACGCAUCCUUGUCUGGGUUUCAUCUCAGACACAUUCAUCCAGUAACAGGUUUUGCCCGAUCUCACCUGCACACACUCACACUCAGCUCUCAGUCCCGCUUUGUCCCGGUUACCGGCGGUGAAACAAAGAGCGCCUGCACUUGUAAUCAAUCAUGUUGUCAGCUCGACUCCUCGUGACUCGUGGCACCAUCUUCUCUGUGUGUGUCGGUGCGGGGCGAGUGUGGGCUAGGAGCAGAAUGUUUAUUUGGGCAGCAUUUCAUCAGGCAAGCUGCAAACUCAGCACAAUGCAGUAUUGAUCGGGCCCUCAAGGCCACACACACAUACACACACAAACACACACACAUAUACAGAAACAUCUCUUCUUUGUUCUCUUCCUCAGGCAUGUAGCCUUAAAGGAUUGAUAAAUCUCUGUGCUCUCUAUGCCAAUGACACAUUUUUGCAGCGAUCUUAACACAAGUAGACAUCAAUUGUUCGCAUUAUUAUCUUGUUGUCCCCUGUUUUUGUGUACAUUUGUGGUUUUAAAGCUGUUUUUUUCGUGUGAAAUAAAGUAUUCAAGUGUUGACAACACACAGAUACA